Messenger RNA from Enterobius vermicularis (human pinworm), 516 nucleotides. The record is from the annotation of a GenBank genome assembly. NCBI's taxonomy places the organism in Eukaryota, Metazoa, Nematoda, Chromadorea, Rhabditida, Oxyuridae.
AUGGGUGAAGAUGAAAUUCUAAUGCUGCAGUCGAAUGAUGGUCGAAUUGUUACUGUACCGAAGUCUGUGGCUUUAUUAUCGGAAACGAUAGGUCAAGCCUUGGAAAGCGCCAGUCGAACUGAUAUGACUCCAAUUCCGCUCUUUCAAGUCAAUUAUAACACGUUGAAAAAGUUAGUAGCCUGGAUGGUACGUCAUGCUCAGAUUAAUCCAUCGAAAGAUUGUCAGUCAGGAGAAGAAGAAGGAAAGCAUGAUGGGAAGGCUUCUUGCAUUCUCGACUGGGAGCGUGAAGAAUUUGAUUCAAUGGAUCGUAAUGAACUAUUUGCUCUAAUGAAUGCAGCUAAUUAUCUUGGAGUCUCGCCGCUCUCACGGUCUUCAGCAGCCUUCGUUGCCGAGAAGUUGCAGACGAUGAGUGUGGAAGACGCUCGGGAAUACCUGAGUUUGGUAGACGAUUUCACUGAUGAAGAACGUGAUAAAAUACGCCAGGAAACACUUUGGACAGAAAAAAGAUGCUUGUAG